Molecule: messenger RNA, 3787 nt
Organism: Etheostoma spectabile (orangethroat darter)
Lineage: Eukaryota; Metazoa; Chordata; Actinopteri; Perciformes; Percidae
Gene: bmp10
Product: bone morphogenetic protein 10
Exons: 2
Coding region: 662-2149 (495 amino acids)
Biological process (GO): BMP signaling pathway
Cellular component (GO): extracellular region
Molecular function (GO): growth factor activity; cytokine activity
Source: RefSeq, a predicted model, not a curated record
GAGGCUACAGGACAGUGUUUACAAAAUCCUCAUUAAGGAAGUUGUGAGAUAACACGCUCAUGUGCAUCACACAGAGCUGAAGGCACGCACGUGCGCGCACACCACACACACACACACACACACACACACACACACACACACACACACACACACACACACACACACACACCACCAGCAAAGAGACCAUAAGCACUGAGCAAUGCAGAGCCCACCAUAUCAUUGAUAAGGGACAGAAAGAGCUGGAAAGAAGAGAGCAGAGAGAGAGACUGACAGAGAAGAGGACACAACACAACAGACAUGACUCGGAUGGACAAAGACAAGCUUCGGCCCCCCUGUCACCGGAACUGCAGUCCAGUUGCACAGGACAUCAAAAGGUGUGCAUGAGAAUAAAUGCUGCGUGCUUUGGAAGAGAGCAGCAGGGACACACACUCCUGAAGAAAGGCUCACACUGGUCAGAGCAAGGGUCAACAACUCUACGUCUACUGCCAGGGAUCCUGCCACAACUUUCUUUGCCAAUAGAUGAACUGACCACAAUUUCAACUAACCUUUGGAUUAAGGUGUUCAGAGAUCACAGUCAUUUUGUCUUACUGUUGCAUCCACCCAUCCAUACCGUAGACAACCCUAGAGGGCAUACAAUAGAAAGCUGCAGAUUGUUUUUCCCAUGGCGUGCAUUUGGGUCUCUGAACUGGGAACCAUCUGUAGCUCCAAGACUUUGCUCUGGCUGUUUCCUAUCCUGCUGCUCCAGGGGCUCUGUGGACACUGCAGCCCAAUCUCCAACACCCAUCAGAGGUAUCGCCCCGCUCCGGGGCUGGGAGACGGGCAUGGAGGGGUGGUGGAUCCGUCACUACUGGAGCAGGACAACAACAUGAACAUGCAGAGCCUGCUGGAGAGCCUGAAGGAACAGUUUCUGCGGACUUUCAACCUGUCUGGCUUAAGUUCUCCUCCCCUGCCUCCUGGAAGCACACGAGAAGAGCCACCUGAGUACAUGAUGGAGCUCUACAACCGUUUCGCUAAUGACCACACGGCAAUGCCCACCGCCAACAUCAUCCGCAGCUUCAAAAAUGAAGAUUUAUCUCCCAGUAUUGUUGGUGAUGGAGGAGUGAGGCGCCACCCACUCCUCUUUAAUAUGUCAGUCCCCCAUCAUGAACGCAUCGCAGUGGCCGAGCUUCGCCUCUACACCCUUGUCCAGACUGACCGCCACCUCUACGCUGGUGUCGACCGCAAGGUCACUAUCUACGAGGUGGAAUCACAUGUCGGAGAUGAGAACAUGACUGCUGAGAACCCUGUGAGAGGCGAUGAAUUCAGAGGGGGGGGGGAGCAGUUAGAGCUGAUGGCGUUGGCUUCCCGCCAGGUCUACGGCACUGAUAACGGCUGGCAAGCCUUUGACCUCACUGCUGCUGUUCAACGCUGGCGCAAAUCUGACCAUGGGACCACGCACCGGUUGGAAGUGCACAUUGCCAGCAUUGCUUAUGAAGAAACUGUUCACGAUAUCACAGAGGAAAACCAAGACAGGAAUGCACCUGAAGGGGACAUGAAGAUUGACACCAGCCCUGAGGACAAACACAAGCCCCUGCUGAUUGUUUUCUCCGAUGACCAAAGUAGCGAUCACCGUAAUGACAAGCGCGAGCUGAACGAGAUGAUUGACCACGAAACCUCUAACAUGGUUCUCCAGGACGACUUAGGGAUGGGCCUGAAUGGUCUGUGGGGGGAGCUUGGGAGGGACAGGGAGGAGGGAAAUGAAGAAGCAGAGCCGGACGAAGAGGACCUCAUCCAAAUGCGCUCCAAUCUGAUCUACGACACAGCAUCCCGCAUUCGUCGCAAUGCCAAGGGAAACCACUGCAAGAAACAAUCUCUGUUUGUAGAGUUCAAAGACAUUGGAUGGGACAGUUGGAUCCUGGCACCCACUGGUUACGAUGCCUUUGAGUGCACUGGCAUUUGUUCUUUCCCACUGACGAAGCACGUCACACCCACCAAGCAUGCCAUUGUCCAGACAUUGAUCAACAUCAACAGUCCUCAGAAGGCAUCACAAGCUUGUUGUGUGCCCACAAAAUUGGACCCCAUCUCCCUGCUGUACUUGGAUGACACAGGCGUGGUCACCUACAAGUACAAGUUUGAAGGCAUGGUGGUAGCUGAGUGUGGCUGCAGAUAGUUCAUGUUUUGAAGGAGUUUAACUGUUCAUAAAGUCUUACAAUAAGAGGGAAGACACAGAACUAACAGAAUGCUGAGAGAGGAGGUUAGCCUGGACUGUCUUCAACAAAGGCUUCUCUGGAAGGGUUUACUGAGAUUGGACGUGCACAUUCACUAUUCCUGCAACCAUAUGCACUCCAAAUGAAUGAUUGUGGACAUAUAUAUGUUUUAAACAGCAAAAACAGAAACAACAAAUACUUCAUCUAUAGGCCUGGAUAUCAGUUCCCAUUCUUUGGACAGUGGAAAGCCAGUGUGUGCAGAUCUACAGUCAUUCUGUUGCCAAUAGUGAAUUAAAAGGACAGAAUCAAGCACAUCCUACAGUGUAUGCGGCCUGGUGGGAACCAGUGGGAACCAGUUUCCCCCCCCCCCCCCCCCCUUCCUUCCCUCUGACAUCUGUCUUCCUCUCCACUUAUCUCUGGCCUCCCCACUCGUUGCAAACACUAAUCAGCACUUCGUGUGUCCUGGCGCAGUGAAAUGACCCCCGUGAGGCAACCUGACAAGACAUCUCUCUCCAGGCCCGCCCCCUGCCUCCUGAUACGUACUGUAGGCACUGUUCAGGGGUCCUAGCAGAACGGUUAUCUAUCCCAAUCCUGUUACCCACUUCACAUGCCUCUUUUCCACUCCCCCGAGCUACAGUGAUUGCAAGGUGUGGGGGGCUUAGAAACAUGUAUAUCACCACUCAGGCUUGGAAACUGGACGGCAUUCUGGGCAACUUUUGAGGAGGUUGGAUGGGGGAGUUGGACAGGAAAAGGGGGCAGGGGUUGUCCACAUUCCUAGGCAACAAACAAUCUUAACUAGCCCAACUCGCUGACCUAGCACCAUGUGCCCCAACAUAUCUUCUCAGUUGAGUCCAUAACCUUCGUAGUAAAAAUUGCCAUUUUGGACAAUUAUUAUCUGAUGGCCAAACUCAACAGUGGACAUUCCCUUUAUGGAUACGACCCAAACAAAACACAGUUACAUAAAUACAGUUUCUUGGUUUAAAAGCCUUUUAAUACCUCUGCUGCUUGUGUCAAAUAAAAGACUAUUUAUUGUUCUAAUUUAUUAAUUUUUACAACAGAGUAGAUAACUAUAUAUGUACAUUUGUAAGUUACUUAGUGUAGAGCUGUUUUAUAUCCAUGACAAUGCAUUUGCAGCAUAAAACUAAUUCUGUUGGGAUGAGAAAUGGUAACAAUUUCUAAAACAAUAAAGAAUAAUGAAUUAAUCGCUGAUCCUUACUGUGUCAGUUACCAAAACGUUGUUUGGAUUAUCUCUUGUCAAGGUGGAAGUGAAUAUUUGGAGCUAAAAUUAUUGUACAUGUUUUCUUUUACACAUUGCAACUAUCGAUCAAAGCAUCUAAGUCUGUGAACUUUCCUUUCCAUUAUUUUAGGGAGAAGCUGCUAGACCAUGAUACGAUGCAUUGCUGACAUUCAGAUUAUUUAGCCCGACAGUAUCAGCUCUCAGGUCAUGGUUCAUACAUGACACACAAACAAAGAACCAUGAGAAACUGAGUGGAAGGCUGGCUAAUGAACGACAUGGAUGGCCCACUGCUCACACUGACAGCUAGCAGAUGCAGACAGCUGUGAUGGAAAACCUGUUUGUGACGAGAAAAUGUGAACAAAAA